AUGUCUUCCCCAGGGGAUGCAGGCGUGGCUAUAGAUUCCACCGUUCUGAAAGCAAUUGAAUUAGGAACGAGACUUUUUAAAUCUGGAGAAUAUUUGCAAGCGAAAAGAAUAUUCACGAAUGCUUUAAGAGUAUGUGAUUCUUACUCUCAGGAGCAAAUUGUGCGCAUCAGAAACGCGUAUCAAUUAGAUACUGCGAGACCGGAUAAGAAACAAUUAUAUCAUCCUAGAUAUUUAAAGAUAUUGGACAACAUCUGUGCGUGCUACGAAAAAUUGAAUGAUUUGAAAUCCUGCUUAAGCGUAUCACAAAGGUUACUUAAGUUAGGACCAGGUAAUAUCAAAUGCUAUAUACGAUGUACAAGAACAUUGAUAAAAUUAAAAGACUGGAAGGGGGCCUAUAAAACAUGUUCUCGUGGACUGCAAUUAUGCGAUAACGAUAGUCCUCAUUUAAGACAACAAAAACAAUUCAUUAAAGACAACAUGGUGCAAAAACAGGAUGACAAGAGAAAGUAUAUAGAUCCAUUAGAAGAGACAAAAGCAGUAAAGAGGAAAAAAACCAGUAAUGUUACACAAUUGCGACAACCAAAGAAGAAGAUAAAAGAUACCAGCGGGAAAACUGAUUUAGUUGGCAAUUUACCGAUAGAGGUGCUACCUAUCAUACUCCAAAGAUUUACCAGUAGAGAACUCGUUAUGCUGUCGUUAGUUUGUAACAAAUGGAGAGACAAAAUUUUAUAUCAUUUAGACUGUUUCCAAGAAUUUAAUUUGACAGCAAUCACUUUUAAAAAUUUUGUAAAAUUCAUGGAUUUUUUACAGCAGAAUUUCACCAGGACAUACAGAAAAUACAAUCUUUCACAACUGAAAAUUACUUCCAGAAUUACUUCCGAAGAGUUGCGAAUAGCUCAACUGUUAUUUAGUAAAAUGCCAAAGUGUAUAAACUUCGAACGGCUCAUACUUUCAAUGCCAACGCUAACUACAGCACAAUUCAUCAAGUUGAUGGUUAGAGAAAGCGCAGGCUUUUUUUUAGAAUUGCUGGAAUUAUCUCUCAUGAUAACUUAUAGGCCUGAUAAACAACAUGAAUGGGAGAUACUCCAGAAUUGUCCUCUGUUGAAAAAAAUAGAAUUAAUUUUUGUGAAUUCAUUGGUAUCCAUCUCCAACAGAAAUAAUAGCAUUGGAAGCGAUAGCAGUUUCAAUAUGAUGACCGGUGAUGCCAAUAUGCAGACGUCCGCUGAAGAUCAAGAUGAACAAGGGAUCAUACAAGAAAAAGUUAUUUAUAAUGAGCUAGAAAAGAUAACGUUGAUAUGUGACAAGAAGAAAAUUAAGAAUUUCCCACUUUGCCGUGCUCUAUCAAGAGGCCAGUUUCCUUUAUUGCAGAAACUGACAGUAACCGGUGUAACAUUUCCCAUGAAUAAUCAAGGCAUAAUAAACUUUGAAUGGUUAUUGAACUUCCCAAACCUAAAAGAACUAUGGAUAGAAGAUAACGAUAACUGUGAACUUAGCAGGUUUCUGCAAUUGUUGAAACGUUCAAAUGUCUGGAGAAACUUGAAGAAGUUGACCUUUAGAGAGAACAAACUAUAUCCAAUUAUUGAUUUAGAUGAAGAUUUACCCGCUGCUAAUAACGAUGAGAUGCCAUCCGUUCUAUUCUACAGGGAGAAUCUCCAAAACCUGGAAAUGUUGGAUCUAAUGGGGACGUCAAUGAGUGGUUCUGCGUUGAGUAGAUUAUGCGAACAGAAGUAUCUGGAUGGUGAGAAGUUAAGAAGUUUAAACAUUGGGAACUGUCCCAACAUCCAAUUCCCAAAUAAUCAUGUCCACACAGCAAGGAUGGUAUUGGAUGUGAAUUCAGUUUUAAAGAGACUCUCCAAAUUAGAAGAGAUUAAUUUAUCACACCUUAGCUCCUUGAAUGAUAGUACGAUGAAGUCAUUCAUUAUCAAUGUACCAUUUUUGGAAAAUUUGAAAAGGCUUGAUAUUUCGCACAAUUUUGAAAUCACAGGAAUAUCAAUAUACGAAUUUUUAAAAAAAUUUCAGUUGGAUCACGACAACGACACAGGAGGUCAGCCACUGACAUAUUUAAAUAUCGACGGCUGUUCUCAAGUGUCCCAUAUCACAGUUAAUAUGAUCCGAGCCCAGAACUUGGUUACUCGAGUGGAUUGUGUUUAUGAAAGGGACGUAUGGAAACAAUUUGGAAUUAAUUCAUAUUCGUACUCAUAG
Molecule: messenger RNA, 2202 nt
Organism: Saccharomyces paradoxus
Lineage: Eukaryota; Fungi; Ascomycota; Saccharomycetes; Saccharomycetales; Saccharomycetaceae
Gene: DIA2
Product: DNA-binding SCF ubiquitin ligase subunit DIA2
Exons: 1
Coding region: 1-2202 (733 amino acids)
Biological process (GO): SCF-dependent proteasomal ubiquitin-dependent protein catabolic process
Cellular component (GO): SCF ubiquitin ligase complex
Molecular function (GO): protein binding
Source: RefSeq, a predicted model, not a curated record